AUGCUCCCGUGCUUCUGGUCCUGGAAUUGCAAGACGACGCACGGGGUGACGGCCUGGAAGACCGCUUUGGGUUCGGAAUUCACUGCUUCAUGUCCACCAUUCGCUUCUUGUUAUGUACUUUUGCCUACGCUAUACCUUGUUCCCGUCCGAUUUCCUUUUCCCCGUUGUGGCCUGGUACUCCUACUUUUAUUCGUCUUCGGUACACUUAUUAUUUUUUUUUGCCUCCUUUACACCAUUUUAGUGAGAUCACCCACCCCUGACCAUCUUUUUAUUUUCUGGACGUUUUUCCUUGUUCCUCUGCUGUUUCUGUGCGCUAGUUGUCAAUCUGAAGUGUUAUUGAAGAGCGAACGAUAAG
Molecule: messenger RNA, 355 nt
Organism: Aspergillus niger
Lineage: Eukaryota; Fungi; Ascomycota; Eurotiomycetes; Eurotiales; Aspergillaceae
Exons: 1
Coding region: 1-354 (117 amino acids)
Source: RefSeq, a predicted model, not a curated record